GUCCCAGGAAGUUGCGCAUGUUGUGCAGAAGUUCCUCGAUCCAAUUCAGUAUUUCACGAGAGACAACGUCUUUCUUCGAAGCGGCUGGGAUACAUUUGACAUGAGGAUCAGUGCGACACGGGCGAGGCCGGAUUGCCGUACCGUUCAAAGUGCAGCGCUCGUCAAGGAUGUUUGGUGUACCAUUCAGACUUCACGUGUCGACAUUCUUAUUCAGCGGAUGUCACAAACACAUCUACCAUCAGUCGGCUUGCUGCCCGCCAGGCUAGAUCAUGUUGAGAUGGCCAUUCCGGAGGCGGUGCUCAACGUCAUGCUGGAGGAGAAGCUGUCGGAAUAUAGUGCUCUUUUAACACACAUCCUGAAGCUUGCUGAACUCAGAAUUCAAAAUAUUAUUUCAAUCAUAAAUGCACAUAAACGCUCUAUUCCUAAAGCAGAAAUAAACGCCUGGAAGAACCGUGCUCUGGUGAAUACAGGAAAACUUCUACAAAAGGCAGUUCUUCAGCGCGGAGUCAAGCAAUGUCAAUUGUAG
This is a messenger RNA of Dibothriocephalus latus, 526 nucleotides long. The record is from the annotation of a GenBank genome assembly. Lineage: Eukaryota; Metazoa; Platyhelminthes; Cestoda; Diphyllobothriidea; Diphyllobothriidae.